Fonsecaea monophora is the source of this 348-nucleotide messenger RNA. RefSeq lists its product as hypothetical. NCBI's taxonomy places the organism in Eukaryota, Fungi, Ascomycota, Eurotiomycetes, Chaetothyriales, Herpotrichiellaceae. The record is from RefSeq and is a predicted model, not a curated record. Bases 1 to 348 code for a protein of 115 amino acids. The transcript has a single exon.
AUGAGGUUGCUUAGGAGUGCCGGGAAUGUUGAAUCCGCGCAUGCAUUGGACUCCGCUCUUCGAAGAAAAGCAAUCAUCACAGACCCAGAGCACCGACCACUCAAUGUCGUGGCUACCUCUUGCCUCCAGGGCACGUUCGCACCAGACAAGGGCAAUCUUGUCGGGUCAGAUGUCGCAGGCGGAGACUUCUCGGUUGCCAAUCCAACGUCUCCAAAGACAGACUGGGAAGGUCAGGAGCAGGAAGGCAUUUGCCAGAGCACGAAAAGUGGCGCCCGGAAGAUGUGGCUCGCGGGCUGGCUCAGAAUGCCCCAUAUUGUUGCGACUAUGAAUGGCAGCAGCAUGACUUAG